Messenger RNA from Tribolium madens (black flour beetle), 4625 nucleotides. RefSeq names its product chitin synthase chs-2-like (gene Chs2). The transcript is spliced from 8 exons. Gene Ontology annotation, molecular function: chitin synthase activity. Gene Ontology annotation, cellular component: cell septum; cell periphery. The record is from RefSeq and is a predicted model, not a curated record. Lineage: Eukaryota; Metazoa; Arthropoda; Insecta; Coleoptera; Tenebrionidae. Bases 64 to 4572 code for a protein of 1502 amino acids.
UCAUACUGAUUUGUGCAGUUGAACAUGUUGAUUUAGUUUAAUUGUGUCCCAAAAUACGAAAAAAUGGCGGCUCGCCACCGCUUUGCUACAGGCAGCCCUGAAGAAACAGAGCCUUUGUAUUCUUCGUCGCAAAUGCCGGAAAAAGUCCGAGAAAAAUGGAACGUAUUCGAAGACCCUCCAAGAGAACCCACCGUUGGUUCCGAAGUCAAAAGAACUUACAUCGAGUGGGGAGUGAAAAUUUUGAAAGUUGUAACAAUCAUAACUGUAUUUUUUGUGGUACUUGGUGCUGCAGUGAUUUCGAAAGGAACAACCUUGUUUAUGACGUCACAAAUAAAAAAGAAUGUAACAAGGGCUUAUUGCAACAAAAAGAUAGACCGCAACCUCCAAUUCGUCGUCUCACUCCCCGAAGUCGAACGCGUUCAAUGGAUAUGGCUCCUCAUUUUCGCCUACAUGAUCCCCGAAGUGGGCACCUGGAUCCGCGCCAUUCGCAAAUGCAUCUACAAGCACUGGACUAUGCCCUACGUCUCCGAAUUUCUCUCCCUUUGUGCUACCGAAACAUGCCCCGCGAUCGGAAGCGCGAUUUUUAUUUUCGUCGUCCUUCCGGAGAUAGACGUCGUCAAGGGAGCGAUGCUCACAAACGCGGUUUGUUUCGUACCAGGAGUUGUUGCAAUGUUUUCGCGAAAACCAUGCUCGAUAAACGAAAAUUUGAAAAUGGGGCUCGACAUUGCGAGUAUAACUGCUCAAGCUUCGAGUUUUGUCGUCUGGCCUUUGGUCGAAAAUAAUCCGACUUUGUAUUUAAUCCCGGUCUCGGUGAUCCUUAUUUCGAUCGGUUGGUGGGAGAACUUCGUCUCCGAGACUUCUUAUUUGCCGUUUAUCCGGAAAUUGGGUGAAAGUAAAAAAGAGUUUAAGACUACAACAUACUUCAUCUACUCUUUCGUAGCCCCAAUUAAGUGUUUAAUUUUCUUUUGCACUGCUUUGGUCAUAUUUUAUUGUCAAGAGGGCAACGUGGAUUUCCUCUUUGACAAUUUUUCAGACGCUUUUCAGGAUCAUAAAAUUGAAAUAACUGAAGUUGCGCCAGUGUUACCGGGAAAUUAUGAAAAUGCCAGUUCUGUCGGAAGCCAAAAGCCCUUCGAGACAAGUAGCUACAUGACAGCAAUUUGGGUUUGGUUGAUCAACAUCUCUGCGACUUAUAUUUGUUACGCUUUUGGGAAAUUCUCCUGCAAAGUCAUGAUCCAAAGUAUUAGUUUCGCUUUUCCGAUCAAUUUGUCUGUCCCUGUCCUUUUAUCCGGUCUUAUAGCAAUGUGUGGGAUGUACUACAGUGAUGAGUGCUCUUUCGUAGACUCAAUCCCUCCAUAUUUAUUUUUCGUUACUCCGCCACUUAUGUUUUUACAAGAUUUUCUUUCGCAACAACAUGCGUGGAUUUGGCUGGUUUGGUUGUUGUCACAAGCGUGGAUUUCGGUACAUAUUUGGUCACCAAACUGUGAUAAACUUUCAAGUACUGAACAAUUGUUUAUUCGGCCAAUGUAUGAUGCGUUUUUGAUCGAUCAAAGUCUUGCAUUUAAUCGGAGACGGGAGGAGAACCCCAGGCAUUAUACGAAUGAUGAAGGGCCUCAAAUUACAGAACUUGAACCGGAAACAACUGAAACUCAGGACGCCAUAACCCGGGUUUAUGCCUGUGGAACAAUGUGGCACGAAACUCGAGAAGAAAUGAUAGAAUUUUUAAAAUCUGUUGUGCGCUUAGAUCAAGACCAAUGCUCCCACAGGAUAGUGAGAGAGACUUUAGGACUCAAACAUGACAAUUAUUACGAACUAGAAACUCAUGUAUUUUUCGAUGAUGCGUUUAUUCGGACUAGUGAAGACGAUAAUGAUCCCCACGUCAACGAAUAUGUUGAGUUACUUGCGUCCAUUAUAGACGAAGCUGCAACUAAAGUUCAUGGUACUACCGUGAGGGUACGUCCGCCUAAAGUGUAUCCCACUCCGUAUGGAGGUCGCUUGGUUUGGACACUUCCGGGUAAAACAAAAAUGAUUGCCCAUUUAAAAGAUAAGAAGAAGAUCAGGGCGAAAAAGCGGUGGUCGCAGUGCAUGUAUAUGUACUACUUGCUUGGAUUCAGAUUACAAGCCAACGACGAACUCUCCAUUUCAAGUAAAGAAAUCCGUAGCGAAAACACCUACAUCCUGGCUCUCGACGGUGACAUCGAUUUCCAACCCGAAGCGCUCCACUUGCUCGUCGACUACAUGAAGAAAAACAGAAAAUUGGGAGCGGCCUGCGGCCGUAUCCACCCCAUAGGCAGUGGUGGCAUGGUUUGGUAUCAAAUGUUCGAAUACGCUGUUGGUCAUUGGAUGCAAAAAGCCACCGAACACGUCAUUGGCUGCGUCCUGUGUAGCCCCGGUUGUUUCUCCCUAUUCCGAGGGAAGGCUCUAAUGGACCAUAGUGUCAUGAAGAAAUACACCACUAGAUCGACCCAAGCUAAACACUACGUGCAGUACGAUCAAGGGGAGGAUCGGUGGUUGUGCACUUUGCUGCUACAAAGGGGGUACAGAGUUGAAUAUUCGGCGGCUUCGGACGCUUUCACGCAUUGCCCAGAAGGGUUCAACGAGUUUUAUAACCAGAGGAGGCGCUGGAUGCCAUCAACUAUGGCUAAUAUUCUAGAUCUUUUGAUGGAUUAUGAGCACACGGUGAAAAUUAACGAAAAUAUUUCCAUAUUGUACAUUGGGUACCAAAUUGUUCUGAUGAUUGGUACUGUUAUUGGCCCUGGUACUAUUUUCCUCAUGUUGGUUGGUGCCUUCGUAGCUGCGUUCGGGCUCGACCAAUGGAGCAGCUUCUACUGGAAUUUACUUCCGAUUGCUGUUUAUGUCCUGGUGUGUGCUACUUGCAGUUCCGAUAUUCAGUUGUUUUUCGCUGGUCUCAUCAGCGCCAUCUAUGGUUUGAUAAUGAUGGCAGUUUUCGUCGGUGUGAUGUUACAAAUCAGUCAAGAUGGCCCUUUGGCACCUUCUUCUCUCUUCUUCUUCUGCAUGGCUGGCGAAUUUAUAAUUGCAGCAAUUUUACAUCCGCAAGAAUUCAACUGUUUAAAAUACGGGGUCAUCUAUUAUGUCACAGUCCCCAGCAUGUACCUCCUACUAGUUAUUUACUCUGUUUUCAACAUGAACAACGUCUCGUGGGGGACUAGAGAAGUAACAGUAGUGCCCAAACCUGACCCGAAUGCCGUUCAGAAAGAACAAGUGGAAGAGAAAAAGCCGGAGAAGAAAGACAAAGUUUUGACAUUUCUGGGGGCUAACGCUCAAGAUGACGAAGGGGGGCUUGAGUUUUCAGUUAAUAAGCUUUUCAAAUGCAUGAUUUGUACGUACAAAUCUGAUAAUAAGGAAAAUGAACAGUUGAAAAAAAUUCAAGAGUCGUUGAGAGACUUGAAUAAGAAAAUAGAGUCGCUGGAAAAAAUACAAUACCCCGAUUUGAGAUCACCUGCUGUUAAUAAUGUUACAACUUUCAUGGAAGGCUCGAAGGCUACAGUCAAAAGCAACGCCGAGGAUAAUUAUAUGGAGCCCCCGCAAGAUAACAUUUCGCUACCCUCGGAUGAAGUAAUGGAAAAUAGUUGGUUCUAUGAUGGUCCUCUGAUAAGGGGCGAAGUGCAUUAUUUGAACAGAAGCGAAGAAACCUUCUGGAAUGAAUUAAUAGAGAAAUAUUUGCACCCCAUUGAAGACGACAAGAAGAAAGUUUCGGCGGAAUUGAAAGACUUGAGAGACAAAAUGGUGUUUACCUUCCUGAUGUUAAAUUCACUCUAUGUAAUUGUGGUAUUUUUGCUGACUUUGAAAAAAGAUUUAUUGCAUUUAGAUUGGCCAUUUGACCCCAAAAUGAACUUUACGUAUUUCGAGGACAAAAAUGAGUUUGGUGUUUACAUAACAUAUCUCCAGUUGGAACCUAUUGGUUUCGUUUUUCUUAUAUUUUUUGCGUUGCUUAUGGUCGUUCAAUUCUUCGCAAUGUUGGUUCACCGUUUCGGCACGUUCUGUCAAGUCAUCACAAAGACACAAUUGGAUUUCGAUCUGUGUAGCAAAUCAAUCGAUGAAAUGACUAUGGACGAACUCAGGACCCGUGACCCCAUAAAAUUAGUCGCAGAUUUGCAAAAACUGAAAGGUAUAAAUAACGAAUAUGAGGAGCAAGCGGAACUUCCAGUCGAAACGAGGAAAACUGUAAGUAAUUUGGCUCAGAAAAAUGGUGGUGGGGAGAACAAACCCAUAUUCUACUUGGACGAAGCGUUCCAAAGGAGAGUCACUCAAUUGGAAAGUACCUCUAGUAACAAUCCGAGCAUUAGUGCAUUUAGGAAAAAGAGUCUUGCUUACGUCCAACAUAGAAUGAGUAUAGCCCCAAAUAGAGCCUCUCAAGCCCGGUCCAGUGUCCAACCGAGAAUGAGUAUAGCCCCAAAUCGGGCCUCUCAAGCCCGGUCCAGUGUCCAACCGAGAAUGAGUAUAGCCCCAAAUCGGGUCUCUCAAGCUCGUCCUAGUGUCCAAAUGAAGUAUCCCAAUGGAAACGUCAAUGAAAGUUUUGUUUUUGAUGAAAAUGGAUCAGACGUGGAGGCAUAAAAUUCAAAUUAUUUUUUACUCUUAAAUUUAUUAAAUAAAAGGCUUACAAAGUG